Molecule: messenger RNA, 5253 nt
Organism: Centrocercus urophasianus (Greater sage-grouse)
Lineage: Eukaryota; Metazoa; Chordata; Aves; Galliformes; Phasianidae
Gene: MPHOSPH9
Product: M-phase phosphoprotein 9
Exons: 23
Coding region: 1659-5174 (1171 amino acids)
Cellular component (GO): centriole
Source: RefSeq, a predicted model, not a curated record
GCCGUGCCGGCACCCGGAGCCGUGCCGAUGAGUUAAAUACCUCCCGGCUGACUUAAUCCCCGCUCCUCCGUGCGGGGGUUUGGCAGAACGAGGGCUUGUGCUGCGCUAUGGAAACAGCAGGUGACAGAUGAGCUGCUCUCGGCCCUGUUGGAGCUCCGUGUAUGUUUCAUUGCGGGCAGACUUCUAACGAGGUUAUGAAACACCACAGCUAAGGCCCACCUGUCUGCUGAGGUAACUGGGGCACCGUGGGCACAGCCCGGGCUGUCUGAAGGCCCCCCCACCUCAACUGCAUGAUGACCUUCGUGUCCUCGCACUGCUGGCCCUGGCAGAAAGAAGAAAUGAGCUUUUUCGCCCUCACUUCCAUUUCUCCAAGGAAGCUCUGUGGGACUUGUGGAUCUGUGAUAACUUCCUUCCAGGUCUUGCAUUUUAAGCUGUACUCUGAGGAGUUUGAGUAGCAAGCUGCCAACAGAGCAUUUUACUACAGGCUGCUUCACUUUAGCAGUAGGACAGAGAUUAAUUGGACAGCUGUCUAGCGGUUUCCUUCUGGUAGAAAUGAGUUUUUACACUUUAUCAGUGUGAGAUGUGCUGGUGUACUUACAAGUAAUGGAAGCUUAAAUCCCUGAAAGUCAGCAGCAUGUCCUUGUAAGCCCUGUAAAGAAUGGCUGUGCUUUGAAGGUAUUUGGCUGCUGCAAGGCAACGAGGAUUUAUUCUCUGUAUGACCACAGGCUGCUGGGAUGACAUUUCUUAAUGCCUCCUUUUGUUCUACCAAACAAUCAUAAGGUUUUCCUGCAGUGUAGAGCAUGGGAUGGAUUCACCAGGGCAGAGCAGAUGCUGAAGUAAGCACUGUAGAAGAACUGAUUAAUGUAUGUAUGUAUUUCAAGUGCUUUUGUUCUUGAUGAACAAAUCGAAACUGGGAGCAUACUUAAUGUUGCCAUUCUUGUAAACUGCUGCUUUGAGUGCUACAAGACCAAUGCACAAGUAUUUUUUAUAUAUGUGUUUAUAAUGUGGGAAUUUGGUUUGUGCUUAAUUGGUGUAAAAAAAAAAAAAAAUCUCAAGCAGUUGUAAUGCUUUUUGAAUUAAUGUUAUGCAGUAAUAAUAAAACAAGCUAAUGUGUGUGGGGGGAAAAUUAAAAAUGAGCCUGAUAUUGAGUACACAACCAUCUAUGCUCAAAUUGGGCAGCUGCAGUCUAGCUCAGUAGUUCUGAUUCUGUUUUCUGGGGUGGGCACAGAGCCUCUGGAUUCUAAUGGACUGAGAAUAGGCCCCUACUUUUUAAUUGUGCUCUACAGAAGUCUCAAAAACUGUGGAGCCCCAGCUUUGAAACAAACCAACAAAACCCACACCUGUGCUCUACCUGCAGUUUUGGGUUCAGACCCCCUUAUAGGCCAUUCUUAUGUGGUGGGAAUCUCCUCUAGACUUGUGAGAAUCACAGCAAGUACAGUACUGACUAAACAGCAACUGUUAGCAAGCAUAGCUGGGGGCAAGGGAGAGAAGUUCUUGGAAUGCUGCAUGUCCUGGGGUGGUUUGACUGAAAGAACUGCCUCUUCAAUCAAAUUCUGUUUCACCAAACUACAGAGUCAUGUUAUUAUUAUUAUAAUUUUUAACAGGAGAGUGAUACUUAAUUCAUGUUUGCAGGGUAUAAUCAUAUUUGGAUCUAAGAUAUGGAAAGUCAUGACUCGGUGAAUGCUGUGCAAGAGAUCUCUUCGUCUUCUGCAGACUCUGAUGUCAAAAAUACCCACAGCUCUGUUUGCAACUUGAAUUGUGACAGGAGCCCCUCAGCCAAUCCCAGUGGAGUUUCUGGUUACUCAGGGAAUACCAGGUCCUCCUUAGUUGCUGCCUCUGUUGAGCUGCUCUCCUCCUACAUGCGGGAUAUCCAGCACAGCGGGAAGGCUGACUCUGAAACUGUGAAGAACUGUGAGGCAAGGUGGCUACAGCUGUUGAGACUGGUAGAGAAACAAUGCCAGGAACAAAUAGCUGCCCAGCAAGAACAGUUCCACCAUCAAAUCCAACUGAUUCAGAAUGAAAUAAGGCAGUUAGUGAAAUUGCAGACCAGCAGUUGGGGCAUUGGCAAGAGCAGGAGUUUGCCUGGGAAGUCCACAGAUGCCUUCUCGUCACUAGAAAGUCAAAUGGGGAUGCAUUCUGAAGUCUCUGAAGGAAAUGGAUGCGUUGCCAAUCAGCUCAGAUCUGAUGAAAUCGAACUGCAUCCCAGUGCCUCUGAUCCGUAUCAGGAAUGUCUUGCAAACGAUGCUUCCAUGAACAGUGGGUACGGCACGCUGUCAGCCUCUGAGCUGAAUGCUGGCACAUCUAAUGAUGUUAUCAAGUGCACAGACUGCAUGGAGAGCACUGCACAAGGACAGGGUGAUGCAGCAGGAUUGCAGAGUAAUGCAGCUGUAGGCAGCAUUCAGCGUACCAGAGAACUUCUAUCCAAACAAACUGGGGACUGCUCGUCAGGAAGGAAUCGUGCUGGGGGUUUUCCUGCUGAAUUGGAACAUACGGUGAAUGAAGAUCAGUGCAGGAAAAAAAACGGUAAAUCUUUAACAUCGUGGGCACAAAAGUUGAAACAAAACCACCCAAAAAGACUGAACACAGAAGAAGUACAAGUGAAUUCUAUGCGAGGAGACGAGCAGGCAAAGAAAUCACUGCUUGAGAAUACAGACUCUACCAAUGCUGCUUUGCCACCUUAUGCUUUUUACCUCAAUCAGCCAUCUGAAAGCCCGAAUUCUGCAGUGUCUGAAGCCUCAGGACUUUCAUACUGGAAACUAGAUGUGAAGGAGAUGUAUCACUCUUUACCAGAGAACUUCAGAAGCGAGUUAGCUGGUGUUUUCUCCACUAAAGUAUCACCAGACCAGUUGUCUUCUGCUGAUGAAAUGAAGCCAUCAUCACUGAAGGAUAUUUACCAUAAAAGACAAAGGGAAAACAACCAGCUGCCAGAGAUGAAUUUUAUGCCGCCUUCUCAGACAAGUCACCCACCAGAGAUCUUGACUUUGGACCCAACCCUGCAUAUGAAACCAGGUCAACAGAAUCCAGGACAUUGUUUUUUCAAUAUUCCUGAAGAGAGUGCUCCUUUUUCUCCAGACUCUAUGGCAGAUCCUGGAUUUUCAAGUCAUUGUGACACUGACUCAUUUUCACAGACAAGCAGUUUGUCUCAGUUCGAUGAUUCUCCAAAACAUCCUGCCAGCAGCAGAGCUGUGCAUGUGGACUUCUGGAAAAAUCAUCCAAUCCAAAAUGAAGACAAGGCCAGCUCUCCCUUUCCUGUGGCAUAUGCUGAUGCUAACAGUGAUGUUUUAGUAAACACUGAGGAGGAAGAAACGCUGACUCUGACUCCAUCCUCUGUUACUCAUUGUGGUGACAGGAGUUUUCCAGACCCCGGUCCUUCAGUGACAUCUGCUGAAGAUCCUGUGAUAAUGUCAAAGAUUAGGCAGAACUUGAGGGAAAAACAUGCUCGACACAUAGCUGAUCUACGAGCUUACUAUGAUGCUGAGAUCCACAGCUUAAAACAGCAGCUAGAGGCAAGCCACAAAACUGCUGCUUCUGAAGACCUGAAGGAAAUCAAUCAAAAUCUUGCAGACAGGUGUGACCAGUUAGAUGCAGCUCUGAAUGAAGCGAGCGCUCGCAUAAAAGCCCUUGAGAAUAAGAAUAGUAUGCUAGAAAAGCAAGUGGCAGAUUGGAGAGAACGCUUUUAUGGAGUUAGUAAUACCUCCAAAGUGCUGCAAGAACGUAUUGAAGAGAUGCGCACCAGCAAUAAAGAGAAGGAUAAUACCAUCAGUAGGCUGAAGUCAAGGCUUAAAGAUCUAGAGGAAGCAUUUGAAAAAGCUUACAAAUUAUCUGAUAAUAAAAAUACGAGGUUAAAAGAAGAAAAUAAAAUGUUUCAAAAUCUUUUAGGAGAAUAUGAUUCCCUUGGAAAAGAACACGAAAGGGUAAAGGAUACAUUAAAUGCAACUGAAAACAGACUGCUUGAUGCAAACACCCAGAUUGCUGAUUUGAAAAGGACAGUUUCAAAACUCGAAGCUCAGCUCAAGCAGGUGGAGCAUGAGAACAUGUUGAAACUUCGUCACGUUACCGAAAGUCGUCUAAGAACCUCUUGUGCCAACAAGUUGGCUGCUCCUGAUGUCAGCAGGCGAAAGUGGUUGAUACCAGGAGCAGAGUAUUCAAUCUUCACUGGCCAGCCUCUGGAAGUCCAAGAGAGCCACAAAGAUAACAGACUAGAAGAAGCCUAUAUUCCUUCCAGGUAUCAUUCUCCUCCUGAAAAAGACUCCUCACAAGAAGACUCUUCACCAAACACAGUUGAAAAGAAGGACAGCGAGAUGUCAGAAGCACCAAUUAUAAAAGCCUUUAAAGAACUUGAAGAAAUGAAAGCUUUUAAAGAUUGGGGUACACAGACAGAAAAAGAUGACACACCAACUAAAACAUCAAGUCGACGUCAAACCGUUGGGUUUGUAGAGACUUCUGUUGUUGCCAACCGAUCCCCAGAGAAAGGCAGAGACCAACAGAGACCCAAACGCUACAGCUCCCCUUGUGGCCAGAGGUCUUCAUCUCUUCCUCCCUCAAAUAGGAAAUCGAAUACUCCAACAAGGCGAGAGAUCAUGUUGGCUCCAGUGUCUGUGACAUACAGCCCCAAACGAUCUCCAAAAGAAAACCUCUCUCCUGGCUUUAGCCAUUUACUUAGCAGAAAUGAAAACACAGUGACAAGGUUUGAUAUACUUCUAGAUGACCUGGAAAGCAGUCCUGCAUCUACUUUACAGCAUAGUAAUCCAAGAAAAAGGCUCCAGUUUCUUUCACUCGAUGAUACAGAAGGAAGGCAAAGCUCAGGUGUCAGACCCAGCUCUUGUGCUGAAUCUGUCAGUACCAGAAUGAAGAAAGCAGCAGCUUGGGACGAGAGGAGCGGGGCACAGAACUGUGAGCCAAUGCUGUCACCUUGUGAGGGGGACUUCCCAUACACACCAAGGACUCAGACUCUGGCUGAAACAGAGAGGCUUUUCGAUGACCUGACUCAAGAAAAGCAACAGAUUGAGGCUGCUUUGAGUCGAAUACCUUGUUCUGGCGGGAGAAUGACCUUGCAAGCAAGAUUAAAUCAGGAAGCCCUGGAAGAUCGCUUGGAAAGGAUCAACAGAGAUCUGGGCUGGAUACGCAUGACCCUGAAAAGAUUCCAUGUUCUGCGUACCUCUGCAAACCUCUGACAAUUCUCUCUUGAAUUCCAAUAUGUUUUUUUUUGUUUGUUUGUUUUUUGCACUAAUAUAUAAUGAUGCACUUGGUAAA